AUGUCAACCUUCUCUGUUUCAGCUCCAGCCUAUCUGACUCUGGAUCCAAACACAGCCCAUCCUCUGCUCAUCCUGUCUGAGGACCGGACCCGAGUGAGACAUGGUUCAGAAAUCAGCAGGUUCUUGACCAUGGAGAGGAUCAGUCACAGGCCCAGUGUACUGGGAUCUGAGGGGUUCACAUCAGGGAGACAUUACUGGGAGGUGGCGGUGUGGAGCAGCACAUACUGGUUAGUGGGGGUGGCCCGAGGAUCUGUGCCCAGGAAGGAGAGUUUCACACCUGGAACUGAGAGUGGAGUCUGGGCUGUGGAGCUGUACAAUGGGGAAUAUGAAGCUCUAACAUCACCUCCUAUCCCCCUCCCCCUGAGUGUGAGCCCCCGGGUGCUGGGCGUGUACCUGGACUAUGCGGGAGGACAGGUGUCGCUAUACGACGCCGACCACAUGUCUCAUCUCUUCACUUUCACCCACACGUUCACUGGGAAAAUCUUCCCUUACUUUAGCACAUGGCUGCGCACCGACCUGACACUGACCCCUGACAGGGGUGAGGGCGAUCAAUCAGAGAGAGCGUUCGGGGGUUACUGGGCAGAGAGUGGAGGUGACGUAGGAACAUAGAAACAGGAGAAGGCCAUUCAGCCCCUCGAGCCUGU
Molecule: messenger RNA, 644 nt
Organism: Callorhinchus milii (elephant shark)
Lineage: Eukaryota; Metazoa; Chordata; Chondrichthyes; Chimaeriformes; Callorhinchidae
Product: E3 ubiquitin-protein ligase TRIM39-like
Exons: 1
Coding region: 1-609 (202 amino acids)
Molecular function (GO): protein binding
Source: RefSeq, a predicted model, not a curated record